AUGGAAAAUAUCGAGAUUCGAGCAUUCCACCAGACGCUGCGCACCUACAUGAACGACCGCGUCUGGGACUUCCACUUCUACGUCAGCAAGACGUGGCCCGACCAGCCAGUGUGCCUGCACUUCCCUGGGAUGACCAAUUCGCCGAACGGCCGACUGUACGAGAGCUUCUCGGUGUUCUGCCCGGCGGACCGCCUGGAGGAGCUGUCGCUGCUGGAGGAGGAGGACACGCUGCUGGACUGGUCGCAGCCGCUCUAUCUCAACUUCACGCACAGCGACAUCGUCGACCGUCUCGAGGCCUUCUACAGCCACAUCGGCACCGUCGAGAAGGUCCACGGCGACCUCUACGUGUACGAGCCGCCUGCCGCCGCAGACGCCGCCCCCAACGAACCCAUCGAAGAGCUGAAUGCAGAGGAGGCCGAGGUGCGGCAGCUGAGCCCGGAACAUGCUGAUGCCAUCCACGACUUGUACCCCGCAAAUGACCUCGAGAGCAUCGAGGUGUUCCGCCGGCUGCUGUCUGCGCUACCUGCCUAUGGAGUAUUCUCGGCAACGGGCGAGCUGGCUGCCUGGAUGGUGCAGUCCUACUAUGGUGCCAUGUUCUCCAUGCAAACACGGCCAGAGUUCCGACGCAAAGGCUACGGCCUGAUACUGGCUCGCCGGCUGUCAGCAGCAGUUGCCAAUCGUGGCUACCAGCCCUUUGUCGUCAUUCGACCUGAGAAUGAUGCUUCGCUGGGAUUGUAUGCCAAGCUGGGCUUCCGGAGGAGCUACUCGACAGUGCGAGUCAUCUUCCGGCCGCACGCAGUGGCUCGUGACAACAGCUAGGCCACUGCAGUCGUCGACGCCACAUCCCCCUUCUCCGUCACCUGCUUCACCCUGCGUCUUCGCCCUGCCAUGCCCUGGGCACGGCUAGCACCGACGUGCCUUUAGCUGCCCUCGCACUUCCAGAGAUAAAGACUUUCUGCCCCAACACCUCUAGUCAGCCAGAUUUAGCGCCUAGCAUAUUACCUGUAAAGAACACUGAGCCAUUUGCUGCACUGUAGUACCUGACUUUGCUUCUGUGAUGUUUGGCUACAUCAAGACAUACUGCAGCAAACCUGCAUUUUGACUGGAGAGAAGCAGCUGAGCAACUGGCAAAUGACAGUGCACCAGUCCUCUGUUUUGUUCUGUAGGAGGAGUGGUACUUCUGUGCUGGUAUAACAUUUAAAUCUCCCAGUAGUAGGAACAUUUAAAAAAUUUCUCUGCACCGACUGCCAUACAGUUGACAUAAAAGCUGUGUUCUGUGCCAUUUUUGCUCUGGCGACACUAUUAGUAUUUGCUGAUAAUUUUCAUAUUCGAUAGCCUCAAUUUCACCAUUCAAAUAAAAUACUGGAAACGUCGUCUCCCUAUUCUGUGUUGCUGCAUUGGUAAGUCCCACUAUUAUUUGACAGUGAUGAGCUGUGAUACUCUGUAUCUAAGCUGCUUACUGGAUUAUCACAAUCAGUUAAAAGUACAUCUGAUUCAUUUAUUUAAAACUGCACAAUGAUUUCCACAGUUGCUGGUGGGCCACAUGUCAAUGUCCCUGAUUCUUGUAAUUUUAACAUGACUCUUAUAAACAGUUUAGAGUAUGUUGUUGUUUCAACCAGAAGAUAAACAAUGUUCAAAAUGCAUCAUCAAAAUUGAAAAAUAAACAGCAUGUGACUAUUUGUUACAGUGUAA
Messenger RNA from Schistocerca americana (American grasshopper), 1692 nucleotides. RefSeq lists its product as uncharacterized. The record is from RefSeq and is a predicted model, not a curated record. Gene Ontology annotation, molecular function: acyltransferase activity, transferring groups other than amino-acyl groups. The transcript is spliced from 4 exons. NCBI's taxonomy places the organism in Eukaryota, Metazoa, Arthropoda, Insecta, Orthoptera, Acrididae. The coding region runs from base 1 to 819 and encodes 272 amino acids.